Messenger RNA from Oncorhynchus masou masou (cherry salmon), 4077 nucleotides. Its product is annotated as thioredoxin domain-containing protein 11-like. The transcript is spliced from 12 exons. NCBI's taxonomy places the organism in Eukaryota, Metazoa, Chordata, Actinopteri, Salmoniformes, Salmonidae. The record is from RefSeq and is a predicted model, not a curated record. The coding region runs from base 205 to 2964 and encodes 919 amino acids.
UCUACGUGGGGAAGGAAGGUUGGCUUGUUCGUGUUUGAACUAAACUCUGCCUAAAACAGGAUAAAUGUCCAACCUACUGAACCUACAACAACCCUACCGCGCCUCGCCAAGUCUUCCUACAACCUCCCCGCCCGCUAGCUGAAUGGCCUUGUACGGUCAGGGCGUGUAGAUCCGAUGGGAGGGAUAGCCGGGUAGUUCCCUGUAAUGCUUCGGUGGCUGCGGCAGUCUCUUAGGCAGGUGUCGAGUCUGAUGGCCCGGAGACCAGUGCUUGUCUGCGGGGCGAUACUGCUGAGCGUCCUGCUACUACUGGCUGUUACAUUUACCUGCAGCCGGGCUAAGAAUGUGGUUGCGUCGGCGCGUCCCCCGGUGAGAUUCUUCUCUGCCGAGGCCCCUGUAGUGGACCUGUACCUGGGUCAGCUGGAGCAGGUGGAGAGGCUGAGGGGCGCGGCAGAGGUGUCCGUCAUCUUCUUCUACGCUCCCUGGUGUGCUCACUCCAUCGCCGCUCGCCACGAGGUCCAGGAGGUCGCACGAAGGCUGGUCAAACAGGUGCAGUUUGUGGCAGUGAACUGUUGGUGGAGCCAGGGGAAAUGCAGGAAACAGAAGAGCCUCUACCAAUACCCUGUCAUCCACCUGUUCUACAAGAGGUUUGGCCCUAUAGAGUACAAGGGUCCGCUCCUGGCUUCCUAUGUAGAGAGGUUUAUCCUGAGAGUCAUCACCCCACUGACCUACCUACCAUCACGAGCCACACUACAAGACUUCCUGUCUUAUCAUGAGCCGGGGGUGGUGGGUUAUUUCCAGUUCAACUCUUCUCCUCAGCCUCCCGGCUACAUCACAUACCUCUCCUCAGCUCUGCAGGCCUUGAAGAGAGACUUCCGUGGUGCGGUGCGUUUCGGGGUGGUGACCAGUAGACAGGUGGCAGAGUCCAUCUCAGUCAGAGAUGACCAGACCGUCUACCUGCACCGACACUUCAACUCCUCAUUGAUUUUCCCUAGUUGGGAGCGUAACUUCACCUCUGAAGGCAUCUGUUCCUGGAUCUUUGAGCACCGCGAGACCGUCCUCCAAUGGCUGGCGCCGACUGGUGCUAAGUCCCGCCUUCUGGAGCAGGAACUGACCAAAGGCCCUGCCCUCCUGCUCUUCCUGCCCCACAAUCCCCUGGGGCCCGGCCCCGACCCGCUGCUGACGCAGAUUGCAGACGUCGCGGUUCGCUACCAUUCCUGUAGCGACUCCCCUCACCACCACCCCUCUGACCACUACUACUACAGUGGACCCUCCCAGCCCUUGUCCCCCCCUCUCUGCUGCCUCACAGUGGUUCUGCCCAGGCCACACCCCCUCCCAGGCUCCACCUCCAGGGUGUGUGAGCUUUGUCUCAACCAGUCCAAUCCGGGUCGCUCUCCCCUCUGCACCUUCCCCUCCCAGACAUCAGGUGGUGCUGCCGUGCUCCAGUCCUACAUCAGACGAUGCUGCCUACCUGUUGCUGCGACGGCGGUUGCCUGUAGUAACAUCCUGAGUAGCUACAGCCCGUCGUCAGGUCGCUAUAGUGCCUGUUGUAGAACUCUGGGACAGCUAGGGGUUUCCCUGCCCCCACAGCAGGGGCUAGGGCUAGACAACGAGGGGUUAGGGACACCCCCUCUCUCACCAUCCUCUUCCCAGGACUCCUCCCAGGACUCCUCCCAGGACUCCUCCCCCUCCUCCCAGGACUCCUCCCCCUCCUCCCAGGACUCCUCCCCCUCCUCCCAGGACUCCUCCCAGGACUCCUCCCCGUCCUCCCAGGACCAGGAAGCAGGCGGGAUUAAAGGGUUGAGGUGUCGGACAAAUAAGACGCUCAGGUUCUACAUCCUGGACUCCGCCCUCCACUGGCCUCUGGCGGUGCGUCUCGGGGCGCUAGGCAACAACGAGAUGGGUGGCGGUGGCCUGGGGGAGUUAGGAAGGUUGCUAGGCAACGGGACCGGUGAUGGCGCACAGUCGUUUGCGACCAUCGUGAACCUGAAGGAUGAGGUGCACUACGUUCUGGACCACAGAGGAACCGCUACUGUUACAGAGUCUCUGGAGUUGUUCAUCAGGAACUUUAGCGCCUCCCACAGCCCACUGCAGAGACGCCUGGUGGGGAGGAGAGAGGAGGAGGAGAGGCCCCAGAAGAGACCCCUCAUCUCAGAGCUGACCACCACCUCUUUCCUUACUGCUGUCAUGGAUCCUCACAGGGAUGUGGUGCUGUUCUACUACAGUCAGUGGUGUGGCUACUGCUCCGUUCUAAACCACGUCAUCAUCCAGCUGGCUAGAAUGUUCCGUGGAAACAGCACCGUCACCAUCGCCAGGGUGAACGUGGCGCGUAACGACCUGCCGUGGGAGUUCAUGGUGGAUCACUUCCCCUCUGUCCUCCUCUUCCCCAGACACAGGAAACACAUGUCCGUCAAGUUCCCGGAGGACACGCCCAUCACUCUCCCCACCCUAUUACGCUUCAUCCUGAAGCACUCCGACUCCGCCCACCAGCCAAUGAAAGCAGACGGAUCCGACCCUCACCCUCACGUUCUCCUCAAGGCGGAGUUCCGCGCUCUACAAGGAGAAGUCCAGACGUUACAUCUGGCACGCCAGCGCCUCUCCAACCAACUGGCCCAGCUGUGGCGAGACAACCGGCGGUUAUCCUUCAACGCCGUGGCCCUGGAGACCCACAAUGCACUGCUGCAGUCCCAGAAUGGCGAGCUGCAGCGCGAGAGGCUGAGCCUGGUGGAGCAGCACAAGGAGAAGAGUCGUCAGUUUGGGGAGGCGGUCAGGAGACUACAGGAACUAGCGGACGCGUCAGAGAACCUUCUCACUGAGAAUACACUGCUGAGGGUUUUACUGGGAGCUCUGAGAGCCAGGGAGCCAGAGACAGGGGAGGAGGAGGAGGGGGAGGAGGAGACAGGGGAGGAGGAGACAGGGGAGGAGGAGGAGGAGACAGGGGAGGAGAGGAGUUAUAUGGCCUCUUGACAGGGGAGGAGAAUACCCUGCUGAGGGUUUUACUGGGAGCCCUGAGAGACAGGGGAGGAGGAUGAGGAGGAGACAUGGAGGAGACAAGGAGGAGUAGGAGACAAGGAGGAGACAUGGAGGAGGAGGAGACAAGGAGGAGACAUGGAGGAGGAGGAGACAAGGAGGAGGAGACAGGGGAGGAGGAGGAGACAUGGAGGAGACAUGGAGGAGGAGUUAAUGGCCUCUUGAUGAAGGGGCAUGUCAUGCCAAGUAAUGCUGGUAGAAUGGAAACAGCUGAUGAAUCACAGCCUCUUGACACCCCCCCCCCCCACCUAGAAGAAAGAGGAGGUACUAGGGGGGGCCCUGACAGAUGGCGGGAGGAGGGAGACCAGAGGAAUCACAGCUUCAUAAUGCUCUCCUAGUGGAAGGAGGGAACAAGACAUGGACACAGCAGCUUUAUAACCAUGUGGCGUAGGAUGUCCUCUGGACAGAGGAGGAGACGGGGAAGACAGGAGAUGAUGCCACAGAGAAUGCAGAGGGACAAAAUAACUGUAAAAUGUCCUGUUGAUGACGUCUCUAAGCUUCGGACUUUAGAAUGUGUGUAACACUCUAGAAUCAUAAUGCCAACUCUAGAAUCCAUGAGGGGCUAGUGGUCCGGGAGAAGGUUCUACCCAGUGAGGUCAGAGAGGAGCGACCGGCCCCGUCACAGAGAGACCCAAAUACAGGUCAAAUGGGCGGUCGGUGACAUGGAACGACAAGAAAUGGAAUAAGCCCAAUGGGCCGAUGAACACUAGAAAUGUGCCUCAAAUGGCACCCUAUUCUCUAUGCAGUGUGAGUCUAGCUAAUAGGGGUUUCAUUUGGGACAUAUACCCUAGGUGAGUUUAGUAGUGAGAAGCGAUCUUCUGAAGCCUGGUUUUUGGUUGUGUUUUUUUUAUUUUUCCAAGGAGCACCAAGUGAUUUCUCCAUAGAGAAUGUGUAUUUUGUUUUUGUUUCUUUUUGUUAAAUUAAUCUAUUUUUACAAGAAUCGCUAAAAAUGUCUUUCUAUGUAACGUUAAUUCAGGUAUAGAGAAGAUGCAGCUGUUUUACAUGUGAAAUAUUGAACAGAUUUUUACUGAUUAAAAUGUUUUAAUUUAA